Messenger RNA from Eurytemora carolleeae, 3373 nucleotides. RefSeq names its product glutamic acid-rich protein. Gene Ontology annotation, molecular function: protein binding. Lineage: Eukaryota; Metazoa; Arthropoda; Copepoda; Calanoida; Temoridae. The record is from RefSeq and is a predicted model, not a curated record. Bases 35 to 3151 code for a protein of 1038 amino acids. The transcript has 24 exons.
GCAUUUUCUCCGUGUGAUUAUAGGUAUAAACAAGAUGGGAAAGAAGACGAAAUCCUCAGAGUUUGUCUCCUGUGUUUCCUGUUUCUACUGCAGUAAAGUCUCCUUCGAGUCCAAUGAUUCAGCUGCAUAUGCUGCUCAUCUCCGUGCUGCUCAUAAUAUUGUGAAGAAUGUAGAAGCUCUUCUCAGGCUGACAAAACAGCUCCAAGGAGGUGAUAGUAGCGAUGAAGAACAGGGGAAAGCUCAAGAACAGGAGAGUGUUCCUGAUCCAGUUCAGAUCCAAACUGAGAUCCAAGCUGUUCAGCAGGUUCAAGCUGACCAGCAAGUCAAAGCUGUUCUAGCUAUUACCAAACCUAAGGUUGAUGUAGAUAAUGGAGAACUAUUCCAAGAAGUUGGAAAAUCAAAAAAGAAAAAUAAGAGAAGAACUAGUCAGCCUGUAAUAGAUACUAAAGAGGUUGAGAAAAAUGAUACUGAAGAGUCAUUAAAAGAAAGCAAAGCCAAAUCUCCCGAAAGAGAAAUGAAAGAAAAGGAAACCCCGGCCCAAGUGCAUGCCAAGAAAAAUGAAAAACCUUCGAACCUCGAAAUGAAAGAAAAUGUGACAGCGGAUAAUGAAAAGGAUUCUGCAGUAAAAAAAGAAAAGAAAAAGAAGGAAAAAUCACCGAAAAAAGAAACAAAAGAUAAUGUUCUGGAAGUUAAAGAGAAAGAAAAUCCUAAAAAGAAGGAAUCUAAGAAAAAGGAAAUCAAAGAAAUUGAAAAGACAAUUCCUGAAAUAGAACAUCUUCCAAAGAAGGAAACCAAGAAAAAAGAAAAUAAACCAGAAAGGGAAGAAGAGAAAGAUGAAAAUAAUCCUAAAAAUAUCUCCCCUGAACCUGAGAAUAAAGGAGCUGAAAAAAUAGCGGAGUUAACCAAAGCAAAACAGGGGAAAGCUAAAAAUAACAAAAAGAAAGGAAAAAAUGAAAAGCCCGGUAUUCCUCAAGGAGGUGUUUCUGAUAUAGCGUGUGGCGCAGUAUCGGGAAUAGUAGAGAAGGAGGCCAUGAAGGAGGUUGACAAUAUCCUAGAUCAAUGGUUCAAGGGAGGUAGGGAGGAGGUUGAUGAUGAUGAUGACAUUCCUGAUGAUCUUCCUGACAUUGAUGAUGCCCCUGAAAUAAAACCAAAACCACAAUCAAAGUCAAAAUUAGUUCUAAACCCGAACACUGAGUCAAAGCCAAAAGCCGAAACAAAGCCUAAAAUGGCAACUAAAGCAAAGGAAGAACCUGAACCAAUUUUGAUCCCGGAAACUAAAAUUAAAACAGCCAAAAAUCUCGGAAGUAAAAAGGUUGAAUCUCGUAUAGAAGAACUUCCGGAUGAUGUGGAAGUUCUUCCGGAGAUAUCAAAACCAAACCAAACUUCAAACACAGACCGAACUGAUCUGGAUGAGGUGAAUGAUAUCCUUGAUGAAUGGUUUGCCAGUGAAGGGUUGGAUGAAGAUGAGAAUGAUGAGAAAAUUACUGAAAUCACAGAACCUGAACCUGAACCAGUUGUUGAGGAGGAAAUCAUUGAAAAGGAUCAGGUUCCUUGCGGAGAUUGCGUUGUUUGUGGUAGACUGGCUAAAGCAGCAUGCUCGGGGUGUAAACAUGUAUUCUACUGUACAAGAGAACAUCAAAAGAAGGAUUGGACAAGUCACAAGGAUUCCUGCAAGGAAUUCUUCAAACUUCCUUACAGAGUAGAACGAAGUAAAAAGUUAGGAAGGUUUCUUGCAGCCACAAAGGAUUUGGCUGAGGGGGAGCUCAUUUUACAGGAAAGUCCUAUGGUGAUAGGACCAAGGCAGUUAACCAAACCAGUAUGCCUCGGAUGCCAUAAAGAGAUUGCUUCAUCAUCAGAAAUGAUCAAGUGUAUCCGAUGUAACUGGCCAGUAUGUAGCUUGAAGUGCCAGGACAGUCCUCAGCAUGAUCCCGAGUGCAGGGCUACCAAGGCAGCAGGCAGUAAAGUUAACGUUGAGGUUUUCAAUCAGACGAACAUGAUGUAUGCCUGCAUAACUGUUAUCAGAGCUUUAGCUCUACAGGAUGGACCUAAAAAGGUAUGGGAAGACUAUGUAAAGUUUGACUCCCAUCUGGAUGAGAGAAUAAAAACUCCUAUUUAUAAUAAAGUGAACAAGGAAAAGGUUGUCUUCUUCAUGCACCAUUAUCUUGGCAUCAAACGAUAUAGUGAUUUAGAGAUCUUGGAGGCCUCAGGAAAACUGGAUACAAAUUGCUUUGAAAUUAGACAAAAUGGACAGAAUCUUCGAGCCAUGUACCGGACUGCUUGUAUAAUAUCUCAUGAUUGUACACCAAAUACAAGGCACACUUUCUCUCCAGAUAACUCCAUCAAUAUCUACACUACUAGGAAAAUAGAGAAGGGCAGUAUUAUCAGCGCCACAUAUACGAACACACUUUGGCCAACCUUGCAAAGAAGAGAACACCUUAACAUGAGUAAAUGCUUUUGGUGCAGUUGCCGUCGUUGUCGAGAUCCAACUGAGCUAGGUUCCUACCUAUCUGCUAUUAGAUGUUCAAGAUGUCUGGGAUUCAGGGAUAACGUUCAGAAUAAUGAUCUUCAGUACAUCACUCCAACCAAUCCUUUAAACCCAGAGUCUCUUUGGAAAUGCAGUAAGUGCACUAACAUUCAGAAAGCAAGUCAGAUCAAGUCAGGCAAUGCAAGUGUUAGCAAUGAACUGUCUCAAGUAAACAAAGGAAGCUGUGAAGCUCUUCUUAAAUUCCUUCACGCUCAAGAACCGGUUCUUGGUCCAAACAAUCACCACGUGGUCGAGGUUAAGUACACUAUUGUUUCUAUCCUGGGGAACCGGAAACCCUACAUGCUCUCAGACCUCAGCAUGGAGCUACUGCAGAUUAAGGAAAGGUUUUGCCGUGAACUGUUGAAUAUAGCAGAUCUAAUAGAACCCGGAUAUUCAAGAUGGCGGGGUCAGCUAUUGCUUGAACUGCAGAUGGCGAUAGUGGCACUUGCUGCUGGUCAAGCUGAAGCAGGGAUGAUAAGUAAGAGUAAAGCUAAAGAGAAAGCUGAAGAAGGCUUACAAACUCUCACCCUGGCCUCUUCAAUUCUUCAGGUUGAACCUGAAAUGAAGGAAACUUUGAUGGAUAGAAUACAAUCAGUUUCUGAUCUUCUUGCUAGCUGGGAGGAAUAAUCUUCUAACUAGCUGAGAGGAAUAUGCUUCUAACUAGCUGGGAGGAAUAAUCUUCUAGUAAGCUGGGAGGAAUAAUCUUCUAACUAGCUGGGAGGAAUACUCUUCCAGCAAGCUAGCAGGAACUAUCUUCGUUUUUGUUUUUUGAUUUUAUUUUUAUUUAUUAAUGUUAUAUUAAUUUCUUUACUCCUUUUAUUCUAAUAAAUGAUAAAUUAGCAAUGGUUA